Messenger RNA from Pipistrellus kuhlii (Kuhl's pipistrelle), 1670 nucleotides. It is a transcript of the gene CPLX4, whose product is annotated as complexin 4. The record is from RefSeq and is a predicted model, not a curated record. NCBI's taxonomy places the organism in Eukaryota, Metazoa, Chordata, Mammalia, Chiroptera, Vespertilionidae. Gene Ontology annotation, biological process: regulation of neurotransmitter secretion; synaptic vesicle exocytosis; neurotransmitter transport. Gene Ontology annotation, molecular function: syntaxin binding. Gene Ontology annotation, cellular component: SNARE complex; terminal bouton. The coding region runs from base 193 to 675 and encodes 160 amino acids. The transcript has 3 exons.
GUAGCUCGCCUCUAAUCCAGCUUACAGCCGCAAACCUCUCUUCUCCAUCAGGAUGCCCUUGAGGAGAUGAGGCCCUGCAAAACCCUUUGCUCUUAAAGGCGUGGCUGUCAUUGAAGAUAUUUGGAGAGUUUGUCUUUUUCUCUCUUUAGAUUUAGUCUGAGUUUUAGGUUUCCUCUUUCUGGAGCAGAAACAAUGGCUUUCUUUAUGAAAACUAUGAUAAGUAACCAGGUAAAGAAUUUAGGAUUUGGUGGCAAGUCUGAAGAAAAUAAAGAAGAAGGAGGGCCCUCGGAUGCUGCCGCAGCUCAAGGGAUGACCAGAGAGGAAUAUGAGGAAUAUCAAAAGCAAAUGAUCGAGGAUAAGAUGGAAAGAGAUGCUUCAUUUACACAAAAAAAGGCAGAGAGGGCGUGCCUCAGAGUUCAUCUCAGAGAAAAAUACAGACUUCCAAAGAGUGAAAUGGAUGAGAACCAAAUCCAGAUGGCUGGAGAUGAUGUGGAUUUGCCUGAAGACCUCCGGAAAAUGGUAGAUGAAGAUCACGAGGAGGAAGAAGAUAAGGAUUCUAUUCUGGGGCAGUUACAGAAUCUUCAGAAUAUGGACUUGGACACCAUAAAAGAAAAAGCCCAGGCCACGAUCACAGAAAUCAAGCAAACGGCAGAGCAGAAGUGUUCUAUGAUGUGAGGGGCGGGUGGGGCUGGAGGAGGGGACCCGGUCAAGGCUAGGUGACCCCUCUCCUAUGGAAGUCUUGAGCAGCACUUAUUCAAUGCAGUGAGCAGGGAUAGAAAACCCAUGAUGGCAAAACUCUCUACAGACACGUAGACAACAACUUAAUGUUCUAAUUGUUCCUGAUAGAAUAUUUAUUUAGCACCUGGCAGCAGAAAAUGAUACUUUCCUUUUAGCUAUAAAUGUGGCUAACAUGGAAUUUCAGCUGAGAAUGACACAGAACACAUAUCUGCUUAAAAAUCUUCAGGACAGCCAGAAAGAAAUAAAAGCAAAUGGAAUUUUCUCUUUGAUUUCCUUCCUCAAAGUCUCAAUUAGUCCAAUCAUUAGCAUGACUGCAGAGCCCUUCAGAGAAAGAUGUGGAAGGUCAGGGUGCCACCAGGAGCCCAGGCUGCAAACACCAACAGAGAAAGACCACACCACCCCCUGCUCCCAGGCUCCUUAACAUUGUUAUGUUUUUUAUCAAGUGUGGCACUUGGACAGUUGGAAGCCAAGGGGCAGUAGUGGGGAUGUGAUAAAAGAUGAGGUAUGAAGGCAGAGAACAGACUUCAUUAGCCCUUAGACUUGUAGAGCAUCCUAGGAACCUCAUGAGUGGAUCAUACAAUAUUCAUCCUUCCUGACUGGCUUAUUUCACUUAGCACAAUGUCCUCAGGGUUCAUAUCUUUUGUAGCAUGUAUCGUAAGUUCUUUUCUUUUUAAGGUUGAAUAACAUUUCAUUGGAUAUACUAGUAUAUGCCACAUUUGGUUUAUCCAUUCAUCCCAUCCAAGGAACUUGGGUUGCUUUAACAAUUGAUGAUUGUGAAUAAAAGUACUAUGAACAUGAGCAAACAAAUAUUCUAGUCCUUGCUUUCAACUUUUUUAGUGAAAUUUUGUGAAAUGCUGAAUCAUCCUUAGGUUUUUGUCUACAUUAGAAAUAGCAGCUUGGAUACAAAUAAUAUUAAAUGUAAAACUGUAAUU